UACUCGGAGUAAAACUUCUUCUAAUCGUCUUCAAAAACCAAAACCUUCGUCUAAUCGAAUAUGUCAAUUGCCGGAAGAUGUAAAGCACAGAAUUCUGGAGUGCUUAAGCACUCGAGAGGCUGCCAGGACUGCUCUUCUCUCAACUCAAUGGCGUGAUGUUUGGUUGCGGCACGGUCGGCUUGUCUUUGACUGGAAAUUGGGAGAACGCUCGAAUUUGGUGAAAAUGAUAAGUAACGUUCUUUUUCUCCGUUGUGGACCGGUUAAGAAAUUUCAGCUGCAGACUUUCAGCAGUGAAUGUACUCCUCAGAAAUCCGAUUUAGAUCUGUGGUGUCUCUUUCUAUCAAGAAAUGGUAUCGAGAAACUUCAACUCUGUAUGGAGCUUGACGAAAACCUUCCGGAGUACACACUCCCAUUCUGCCUAAUUUCUUGUCCUACGAUUAAGAAUCUAGAACUUGAGCAUGUGGAUUUUUAUUUCCCGGUUAAUGCUGGACGAGAUAAUAUAUUUCCGAGCCUCACCUCUUUAAUAUUCAGGACUGUUGUGUUUAACCCUAAUGCUAAUAGAAUUCUACUUACCAUUCCUAAUCUGGAAGAGCUGGUGUUUGAGAAUUGUGUUGACAUUCAUUAUUUUGCAAUCAGUGCUCCAAGGCUUAAAAGCCUCACUUUGACUUAUGCUUCAACCUUUAAUGAAUGGCAGUGGUUUGAACUUCAUGCUCCAGUGAUUAAGACUCUUCACUUUUCUGCAUGUACGUUUGGGGGAAAACAUGAUGAUGAAUUAGAUAUGCAAGAGAUCAGGAUCCCAAUGAUCCCAAUUGCAGUAAAUCUGUAAGUGAUUACGCUGGACGAGUUAUGUUUUUGUUUCCUGGAGCCCCUUGCUCUUGUGAUUCAACUUCUUCAAAAAUCUCCGAAGCUCUCCCAACUGGAAGUUGAGACAGCACAUGAGUCAUGGUCGAGGGAUUAUUGUCCAAGUAUUCUGGAAAAACGAGACACAUGGUUUAGUGAUCAACAUCUGUGCAAGCUUAAAACACUUCAGGUGAAAGAAUUUAGAGGAUCAAGAACACAAAUGCACUUAAUCAAAAUAAUCCUUUCAGCGUCUCCCGCGCUUGAGGAAGUUGUUAUUAUGAAAUCGAAAAAUUAUCCGCUAGAUUUGUCUGAGGCUCUCGAAAUCACAACAAAGAUGAUCAGAUUCCCUCGCGCGUCUCCAAAAGCACAAGUUAUCAUCCUGGACACCAAAUGAAGCUACACCAGACUGGCUGAUUUGUUACUGAACAUUAUUAGGCUCUUUGCUCCUAGGGUUCUGAUUGUGCAUAUAAAGAGCACAGAAUUUUGAUCACUUGUUAGUUGUGAUGUUAUUGAUCACUUGUUAGUUGUGAUGUUAGAUAAUUGGGUUGUAUCUAGUAUUCUCCAUUCUCAUUUUGUGACUGAAAGUUUCUCAGAUUUUAUUUCAUGGUUGAAACUUGAAACUUAUGUUCUCUGAAUU
Molecule: messenger RNA, 1477 nt
Organism: Cuscuta epithymum
Lineage: Eukaryota; Viridiplantae; Streptophyta; Magnoliopsida; Solanales; Convolvulaceae
Source: the annotation of a GenBank genome assembly